CUCAGCUAAGCAGCCUAAGCUUUAAGCAUUUUUGUUUGCCUUUAUAAAAGGAUGCCAAAGCUUUCCAACGCGUUUUUCUUUUACAUAUGUAAAUCUAAGUGUACCUUUCAUAUAGAGAGAGUGCGUUUCUUUGAGGAAGAACCAAAAUGACAAUGGCAGGUGAAUGUGAGAGAUUUAUCGAAGAGUGUCCAAGCCCAGUAGUAACAGUAGCCACACCUCCACCAACGUUAAGAGCAUCUCCUUACCAUGGCAGGCAAGGUGAGAGCAAGAGCCGUGCUCACUGCACCCAAAGUCUUUCUGAAAGAAAGAAAAAAGACACAUGCUUUAGGUGCGGUAAACAAGGUCACUGGGCAGAGGAUUGCCUUUCCAGCACCCCAACAAAAGCCUCAUCUCAGCCCUCGACUCCUUCACAGGACAUCCUCCAUCUGCCCGUCCUGCGUUGCUAUUGCGGUGUCACUUGCACCAUUAGUGUUUCUCGAAGCACUCGCAACCCAGGCAGAAGGUACUAUACUCGUAAUUGCAAUUGUGAUAAUGUCCAGGCAACCCAGGGCGGAAAAUUUUUCCAAUGGUGCGAUAAUGUCAAGGCACCUAUGUGCACCUGCGGCGCCGGAGCCUGCACCAUCAACAUCCAGAGAGACCAAAAUGGGAACGAUACUAAGUAUUAUACUUGCCGCAUUAGAAUGGGGCAUGGAGCUUGUGGUUUCUUGCAGUUUGACAGUCCUCAAAAUUCUCCGAAUUUCAUUACAGUGCCAAUGUCUAUGGAGAAAGAUAAACGACCAUCAAUAUUUAGCCCACAACAUGGUGAGCCACCAAGUAUUAUGACUCACGAGGAUGAAUGCCCCAUCCCCAAUUUCUCUAACAGAAACAUAAUUGUUCCUGAAGCGGAGACGAGCAAUCUUGUGAUGGGGAAAGGACACCGUGUUUCCCGUCUAAUGUCUCAGUCUGAUAUUCAUUUCCGUCAAGUAGAGUUCUGGAACCAGAUAUCUGCUGCUGGGAAUUCACCAAAUGCAUGUAGGAAUUACUGGGAGUAUCUUAUUUCUUCUAGUCAUUGCUUUAUGAUGUAUUCAUUGCAGCUGUUUCGCUCUUCGUUAGUUAUCGUGUUCGCUGUCUCUGUUGUCAAAAUCAGGUAUAUACCCUUCGUUUGAUCCAAUAUUAAUUUCUGA
Molecule: messenger RNA, 1163 nt
Organism: Durio zibethinus
Lineage: Eukaryota; Viridiplantae; Streptophyta; Magnoliopsida; Malvales; Malvaceae
Source: RefSeq, a predicted model, not a curated record